Messenger RNA from Batrachochytrium dendrobatidis JAM81, 1578 nucleotides. RefSeq lists its product as uncharacterized. Gene Ontology annotation, biological process: proteolysis. NCBI's taxonomy places the organism in Eukaryota, Fungi, Chytridiomycota, Chytridiomycetes, Rhizophydiales. The transcript is spliced from 5 exons. The record is from RefSeq and is a predicted model, not a curated record. Gene Ontology annotation, molecular function: aspartic-type endopeptidase activity. The coding region runs from base 1 to 1578 and encodes 525 amino acids.
AUGAGAGUAAUGGAGUUUGGAGCAUAUGGAUUGGUGGUGAUGAAGGGUUUAAUUUGGAGAUUCAAAGUGGGUGUUAUUAGAAUUAGCUUUGCUACAGGUUACCGCUUAGGAGUACCCGUCAAGUAUUUGGUAUACAGUGACAGUAUAUGCGGUGAAUGCGUUAUACUUGCGUUGCAGGCAGUUGCUGCAGUUAAAAUCCCAUUAGAAUCACCAAUUGGAACUACCAGUCCAUCAAACAAUAGGCUAUCAAAACGAUCACCUGUUGAAUUGGGUGGUGACGUUGGUCAAUGUUACACAAUGAAAUCCAAUGUUCACGGAACUGAUUUGCAUCUACGGCUCGAUUCAGGAGUUUCUGAUGUAAUCGUACCACUUCCCAGUUCAAGCAGCAAUGUAGGUUCGACUCCAGAAAGUAUUUCAAGUGGGAAGCCCGUUACUAUAAAUUACAAAAGCAGUGAUUAUAAUGGAAUCACUUCCACAGUCUCUGUGACGAUUCCGGGUACUAGGAUAACUGGCAUCAAUCUACCAGUACUAUCAGUUAAAAAACAAUCGGCAGAUUCAGUUGGUAUCCAUCCAAAGUUUGAUGGAGUAUUUGGACUUGGCUACACCUCGUUGUCAAAACAUCACACAUCAGUCCCUGCGAUAGAUGCUUUGUACAAUGGUGGUGUCAUUCCUAAUAACGAGGUUAGUAUUCAACUAUGUCCGUAUGGCAUGCUUUCAGAUAGUUUCAUCAAUAUAGGAAAUACGGACGUAACUGCAAAAUGUGGAACGGAUGGAAGGAGUGUUGCAUGGGUACGAUCACCAUCAGACGAUCACUUUUUCAUCAAUAUCAAAAGUAUACUAGUUGAUGACGAAGAAGUGGAGCUGCCCGAGGAAUUCCAAAAAAAAGAAAGAAAAAAUGGUCAUACUUUGUACUCCAUUAUAGAAACAUGCUUUACAUAUAUGCGUUUUCCUGAAACAGUCGUGGAUACGUUGGCUGAUGCUAUUCUUGAUAGUGAUGCGAUCACUGUCAAAAAGACUAAAUCCGAACACAAGCGCAAGCUCAGCGAAACAGAAAUUGAUGAAAUAUUUUUGGAAAACAGUCUAAUGCCCAAAUCCACUUAUAAUAUCGAUUGGGGCAGGCUGCCGUCGCUUACAAUUACAAUGUUUGCUGAAAACCCCGUGACUGAUGACAAUCGCAAUUCUGUUGUAACAAUCAAACUGGGUCCUAGAGACUAUAUACAGAGAUAUGAUUCUAAAAAUUUCAUGUUUACUGUACAAGCUGGUUCAGAUGACAAUGCGAUUCUUGGUAUUCCAUUCAUGACCCAACUUGGAUUGACAUUUGAUCGAACACAUAAACGCGUUGGGUUUGGUCCUGGAUGUGGAUGCGAAACUGCGACUGAUGGAUAUCCUACUAUUUCAAACAGUUAUCAAGUACUCUGGCCAUCAUCACAACUGCCUAAACAACCAAGUACUUCAGGUUCAAGUGGCACAUUUAUUCGCAGAAGGAAACCAACAACUACAACUGAUCAAGUAGUUGUACCUGAAAAAACUCACCACGCUGUCAAGAGUCACACAACAACUCACGAUAAACUCGACUGA